Molecule: messenger RNA, 3092 nt
Organism: Dinoponera quadriceps
Lineage: Eukaryota; Metazoa; Arthropoda; Insecta; Hymenoptera; Formicidae
Exons: 7
Coding region: 735-1910 (391 amino acids)
Molecular function (GO): sequence-specific DNA binding
Source: RefSeq, a predicted model, not a curated record
UACUGCUUGGUCGCAUGCACACGGGUUCAUGUUUAACCCACCCCCCUUUUCUGAUUCUUAUAAUUGUAUACGCGCAGUGCCAACAAAUAAAAGUACGUUUUUGUUCAUGUAACUCGAGUGUGGUACAUCUUCAACUCGCCGAAUCCCAACACUAAAGAACUUUCUAUUUGGGAAAAUAAGCAUAAUCUUUUAUUGUUUUACUCCAUAUAAUUCCUAGUAAUUCUGAUAGCAUAUCAACGUCCCAAAGUAACACAGUUUAACUAUAUGUUAUUUUAUGUACGUUUGUUACAUGCAAAAAUAUUUGUGGAUGAAGAAUAAAUGAGCGCCCCUACACAUACAACGUGGCUGACAGUCACGUAAUCGAUGACCGUUGACAUUAAUGAAACCGACAGCUGUCGCAACUGUAUGCAGUUAAUUAUGUGCGGGAAGUCUUGUUGCUCAGAGAGCUACAGUGCGGUAAUACGUAUUUUCCUCUCUUUCUGAGUGUAUUGUGAACGUAAUGCGCAUCCGUUGGAUUGAUCGCUCCGCCAAUAGAGAAAUAGAAUAUAUUUUAGCACACGUGAGAUAAUAGGUGUGUUUUCGCUGAACUGGUGCAAUAAGUUGAACCGAGACAAGUAUAUGUUUUCUCACUUCAACUUAUUACAGUAGUUCAGCGGUGCAGCGAAAACGAACAGACCUCUAAUGGCUGUUGAAACGAUAACGGUGGCAGGUUAUAUUUACCGAAUGAUACAACCAUGAGCACCCGGAGAUGUUAUUUAUGUGAGAGAAAGGCUAACGCUACUGAAAAUAUCAGUUUACAUAGAUUUCCAAGGGAACAACAGCUUCGCUCAAAAUGGUUGAAUGCCUGUAACUUGUCCGAAACUGAUGAUGUCUCGAAGGUGUACAUUUGUUCAUGCCACUUCAAGGAUGAAAACUACAGACAAAAAAUAGCACUGGGAAAGUAUGUUGGAAACUGGCUACUUCCAGGAGCAGUGCCUUCGGUGAUAAAUGCCCGAAAAAUGGUGCACAUCAACGAUAAAGUUGUCCAAUGUCUGGACAUAUUCAUCGAGGAUUCGGAGGAUAUAUCGCCUGAAAGAGAGACGAUCAGUGAUGAUAUGAACAACGAGCCUGCUACAAUUGUAAAUGUAAAAACGAAGUGUCAUCAACCAUCUACAUUGUUGAAGGAAACCACAGAGCCAAAGAAUAAUGAGAAUAAAUUAUAUGUAUCACCAGGAGAAAAUAAGAACGACGAUGAAAUUCCUGAUGAUGAUGCUGGAGGUCUAGAAGAAGAAUGUGUAUGCACCCCAAAAAAACGUAGAGUUGCAGAACCACGCUUUGUUUCGGAAAUUUGUGUUUCUGACGUCGCAACUCCCAAGAAAGCUAAACGGGUAAUUGCACUUGUGAAGCAGAACGAUGCCAAACAACGGAAGAAAAUUAAUGCACUCCAUCGCCAAAAGCGGGACUUGCUGAAGCGUAUCACUUAUCUACGAAGCAUGGUGAAGCAUUUACAACAACGAGGAUUAAUGUCUGAAAGUGCUGGAGAAUGUGUGAAGAUUAUGGCUAGACAGAAAAGACGACGUAGAACGGUGCGUGACAAUGAAUUUGAAAGUAGUGACAGUGACUGUCACAAAGUCAACAAGAAGAAGAUUUCCCACAAACAAUUUAAAGAAGAACUUUUGCUUGGACUUGUUGGGGACUUGCGUGUCACAACAAAAACAGGACGACCAUCAUCCAACGACAAGGAACAGCGAUUGGAUGGAACCUUACAUAUAAUUACACUGCAUCCGCAGCGUAAACACAAAGAUUGCACAGUAUGUUCAAACCGAAAUAUUCCUGGUGGCAGAAAAGAGACUACAUAUAUAUGCGAAACCUGCGACAGAAAACCGGGAUUGCAUGUCGGAGAAUGUUUUAAACGCUAUCAUACCAUGUAAACGGUACCAAGCGGAUGAGCGAUUGGCGAAAUCUGUGCGGACCGGCUGGGACGAAAUUGCGAAUACAGCGCGGACCGCAACGGGUUAAAGAUGCCAACCUAAAUGAAGUAACUGUUAAGGAGUUUCUUUCGUCGCUUCACACAGCCGAAUGAGGACAAAGACAAGAAAUUAUACAACAGUACUUAGCCAUGAACAAUUACGGCCGCGCUACGGGCCAUUAGCUUGACCAAUUCACCAGCUGCCUGGGCGCGUCGCAGGUCCACGGCUACGACGACGAGCUGACGCGCGACCUGCGCUCCAGGAACACGCUGGAAAGCUCGAUCAACUGCUUCGUGGCCGGCGACAUCCGUGCGGACAAGCAGGUCGGCCUGUUGGCCAUGCACACUUUAUCCGUGCAAUAUGAACGUCCAAGUCGAACGGUAUUCUGGAGGAUCAGUUUCCGGGGGCGGAGGGGGCUCAUUGUUCCGAUGCCUGCUACUGGAGCAGUUCCAGCGCCAUCCGAGACGGGUCCUGGUACGAAAACUCUAGCGUGUUCCGAGCCGAGCAGUUCGCGCUAAUCCAGCAGGCCUCGCUCGCGCGCAACCUGACGUGUUGCCGACGGGCAGUAAUGCCUACGUCGGCUGCGACGAGAUUCCUCGUGUGGACUUGAGCAUGCGACAACUGCCAGGGCAGCGGCACCGCCAUCCUCCGAGUGUGCAGAGCGGCCGAGAAGUAGCUGGUUCCCGCGAACGGCGUGAGAAACAUGAUGGAUUCGUUGGCUUCUCGCGACGAGAAAAUGGAGCAGGAUGUUCGAGGAAAGCGAUCGGGAAACUAAGAGGCUGAGAGGGUAACUCGAAGACUUGGUGCGCACGGUGGACGAUUACUAGAAGACGUUAAAAUACGACGAUAGAGGAGCGAAUUACGUGCCGUGUUUGAAUUGUCCCGCCGGCCGCCCUCGCUCGCUUUCUUGUCCUCCCUGCAAUACCUUAUGUUCCUUUCGUGCGUUUAUAAAUAGCAACUCCCGCAAGAAUAAUGUGAAGCAGCUAAACGUUUCAUUUUCCCUAGAAAUAGCUCAGUUGUUACCAAGUUGCAACCGCUCACAACUCGACAUGCGGAAUCAUGCGUGUUGCAGCGAAGCUUACGCAAGUUCUUAUUAUUAAUUUCUACGGCGAGUCUGUAGUAAAGAUACACGUUAAAAUACAU